Molecule: messenger RNA, 1524 nt
Organism: Penicillium coprophilum
Lineage: Eukaryota; Fungi; Ascomycota; Eurotiomycetes; Eurotiales; Aspergillaceae
Product: amidase
Exons: 2
Coding region: 1-1524 (507 amino acids)
Source: RefSeq, a predicted model, not a curated record
AUGGACUCUCCGGCGUGGCAGACAGAGAUGACAAUCAUCAAAUUUCAUGAAAUGCUCCGUAUAGACCCCACCGUCGGCCCGGAGCUGGUAAACAAAUAUCUCGAAGCAAUCAAGCAGCACGACGGGACCCUCAAAUCUCUCAUCACCGUAAACAACACAGCCCUAGAAACUGCAAUUGAAAAAGCCACCGAGACAGUUGAAUUCAACCAGACCAGCAAGCCAUUCCCAUCCCUACACAGCGUGCCCAUAAUCCUGAAAGACAAUUACAGCACCGCAGAUCUACCAACAAGCGCGGGCGUGAAAGCCCUCCAAAACCUACGCACAAAAGAUGACAGCGAAGUUGUCUCCCAGCUACGCGCCGCAGGAGCAAUUAUCCUAGCAAAGGCCAAUCUACAUGAAUUCGCCCUGCAGGGAAUCACACUCUCAUCGCUCGGUGGGCAGACGCUGAACCCAUACGACAAGACCCGCACACCGGGCGGAUCCUCUGGUGGGACAGGCGCAGCGCUAGCGGCGAACUUCGGGCUCGUGGGGUGCGGGACAGACACGAUGAACUCGCUGCGGUCGCCUGCGUCUGCAUGCGGGAUCGUGGGGUUCCGGCCGUCGACGGGGAGGGUGUCGUGUGUGGGGAUUGUCCCUGUAUCCCACACGCAGGAUACGGCCGGGCCGAUGGGGAGGACUGUCAAGGAUGUAAGAAUCUUGUACGGGGCCAUGAAGAGGCCGGAUGGGGAGAAGGUGGAUUCGACGGAGGUAUCAGAAGAAGUGAUACACCGCUCCGGGCAUCAAGUUCGAAUUGGAGUCUUGGAGGCUUUUUUCCAGCCUGAAAGUUAUACAGAUACAACCGUGCAUUCGGAGUAUAUGGCUGAGAACCAGAUUGUGCAGGACAUUAUUCGGUCGAAGUUGGAGUCUAUACAGGAACAAGAUGCGAAUAUCACCUUGGUACCUAUCACCCCAUCCAGCCAUCCAGACUGGAGUUACGAGACCCUGUUUGCACAGGCGGAUACACAGGCUUUCGAGUUUAAGCACUAUCUUGACGAGUUCCUGCAGUCGCCACUGAUUUCGUCAACACCGCAUCGAUCACUGGAAUCUAUUGCCCGGAGCGGCGAGUUUGAUCCACAAGCCAUGACGCACGUUUUUUCUGCAGCACUGGAAGAUCCCGAAACUUGUUCACUGACGAGCGAGGCAUACCGACGUCGACUGGAGUAUAUUGCUUCUCUUAGGAAGUCUGUGAAUCAAUGUUUUGAUAGAUACGAUGUUGACGUGCUGGUAUAUCCGCACCAGACUCAGCUCGCGGUGAAGAUUGGCGCGAAGAAGCAGUCAGGACGGAAUGGCGUUUUGGCUGCGUUGACGGGGAGGCCUGCUAUCUGUAUUCCCGCUGGGCGAAGCCCUAAUACUGCAUCUGCUGUGCUUGGUGUUCCUAUUGGAUUGGAGCUGAUGGGCCGCCGUUGGGGAGAUGAUGAAUUGCUAGAUAUUGCGGAGCGGGCUGAGGGGAUUCUUAAGGGUAGAGUGGGACCUCUUCUUCAUUGA